AUGGAUGCCGCCGAGGCAUCUCAAACUCGGUGCACCAGGAACCAGCUUCCCGAUCUUGCCCCUCGAACCCCCUCGUCCCAGUCUGCUCCCCGCUAUGCCUGCUGCAGCCACCUCACCUCUCGCUGUUCCUCAGACGUGGCAAAGAGAAAUGAGAGCAUCGAUAACUUUAACACCUACAAAAUCUUCCCCAAAAUAAAAAAGUUGCAAGAGCGAGACUACUUCCGUUAUUACAAGGUCAACCUGAAGCGGCCGUGCCCGUUCUGGGCGGAAGACGGCCAUUGCUCCAUAAAGGACUGCCACGUGGAGCCGUGUCCAGAGAGUAAAAUUCCCGUCGGAAUUAAAGCUGGGAUUUCGAACAAGUACUUGAAAGUGGCCAACAAUACCAAAGAAUUUGAAGACUGUGAGCAAGCUAGCAAACUGGGAGCAAUUAACAGCACAUUGAGCAAUCAGAGCAAAGAGGCUUUCAUUGACUGGGCGAGAUACGAUGACUCACAGGAUCACUUUUGUGAACUUGACGACGAAAGGUCCCCAGCUGCCCAGUACGUGGACCUGCUGCUGAACCCCGAGCGCUACACGGGCUACAAAGGGCCGUCCGCCUGGAGGGUGUGGAACAGCAUCUAUGAAGAGAACUGCUUCAAGCCUCGAUCUGUUUAUCGUCCUUUAAACCCGCUGGCACCCAGCCGAGGAGAAGAUGAUGGAGAAUCAUUCUACACGUGGCUAGAAGGUUUAUGUUUGGAGAAAAGAGUCUUCUAUAAGCUCAUAUCGGGACUUCAUGCCAGCAUCAAUUUACAUCUGUGCGCGAAUUAUCUUUUGGAAGAAACCUGGGGUAAGCCCAGCUGGGGACCUAACAUCAAAGAAUUCAAACGCCGCUUUGACCCCGUGGAAACCAAGGGAGAAGGCCCGAGGCGGCUGAAGAACCUGUACUUCCUGUACCUCAUUGAGCUGCGGGCCUUGUCCAAGGUGGCCCCGUACUUCGAGCGCUCGGUGGUCGAUCUGUACACUGGCAACGUGGACGAUGACGCCGACACCAAGACCCUCCUCCUGAACAUCUUCCAAGACACAAAGUCCUUUCCCAUGCACUUUGACGAGAAAUCCAUGUUCUCCGGUGACAAGAAGGGGGCCAAGUCGCUAAAGGAGGAAUUCCGGCUGCAUUUCAAGAACAUCUCUCGCAUAAUGGACUGCGUUGGGUGUGACAAGUGCAGGCUGUGGGGGAAGCUGCAGACUCAGGGUUUAGGAACUGCCCUGAAGAUACUGUUCUCUGAGAAAGAAAUCCAGAAGCUUCCGGAGAACAGCCCAUCGAAAGGCUUCCAGCUCACUCGGCAGGAAAUAGUUGCUCUUCUCAAUGCCUUUGGGAGGCUUUCUACAAGCAUCAGAGAAUUACAGAAUUUUAAAGUCUUAUUGCAACACAGUAGGUAAUAAAGGCUUUUCUAUGUCUGGUUAGACAUAAAGUGACUGUGAGGACUUUUCCUCUUGGACAUUCAGCAGAAGGAGACUAACCUUCCGGGACUUCAAGAACUGAGCUCUUAAGGAGAAAUGCAAAUGUUCACUUGAAUAUUUAUGAUUCUGAAUAGACUGUCAAUUAGAGGUAUUUAUAAAGGAAGUAUAUACUUUUAAAACAUGUAAGUUAUGCUAAUUCCGUGUUUAAUUUCGUUGCCAUCUGUUGACUGUUCUGCUAUGCUGUUCGGUUGGAAUCGGUUCUGUUCUUACUCUGUUAUGCUUCAUUUCCAGUUGUCAGACCUGAACGACUGUUUCCUUCCUGGUAGCACUGUGAACUGUCUGUGAUGGGAAGGCGAGGCCGGGAGCGUUAGGGCUGGUCUCGGGUGGGGCUGGCCGGGGACCGCAGUGCCUGGCCGGCCUCGCUCUGUGUCACCUUCUAGCCUGCGGGAGUGCUCGUGUGAUGGGUGGCCUUGUACGUGUCUAGUUUCAGAAGUCCCUGAAGAGUCCCCAGGACUUCAACUCCCACUUCAUUGGUUUGUGUCUAAGUUUGUAGUUGCUGUUGUAGGUUUGCUUGGUCUGAAGGCCCUGCUUCGGUGAAGGUAAGUACCGCCGCCCGCACCGCCAGGCCAGGUCCUGAGUAAGGGCGGGCCCGGGCGUCUGUACUCAGAACCUGGACACCAGUUUCUUUGAUUUUAUGUUUCUUUGUUUCUUCUCCAAUUUUAGAAAUUUUCAUUUACUCAAAACAAAACAAAACACAAAAAUUGCAUAAAUAUUUAGCAGUUCCCAUCUUGAUAAAAUUUGAGUGGGAGUUCAUGGAUUUAUAAUGCCAAUUUAAAACAGGAUGUGCACAAAACUUACUAUUUUCCAUACAGGGAAGCAUUUUUAGGGGUUUUACUUUGGAGCACAAUCUAUGCAAUCCUCAGUCUGGUUUCCUCAGCGGGAGGUUUAAGCAGGUGGGUCAGUCAGCUCAAGCCUCUGGGCUGCCUCUCCCCUCUCCUCUCUCGUUCAUGGCAUGUAAGCCGCCCUUCGGGGGAUCUGUGCCAACAGGUGACUCAUUGGCCCUAAGCAGUCACUUCUAAACCCGGGAUCCAAAUGCCCUUAACAUUGGAAAUGCUGAUCCUUUUAAAAGGUGUUAGGAGAUAGAAUGUGGGAAGGUGGCGCCUGUGUGGAGGGACUGAGGGCACAAGUAGGUUUCCUUGGCCUCUUCAGUCUUGUGUGAAGUCAUAAGGCCCUAAACGCCCAUGGCUGCUGGGCCCGAGUCGGAGCCGUGGCCACUGGGCUAGUGGCACGUUUUACAGUCAAUGAGUUGGCUCCCCGUCUUUUAAAAAGACUUAGUCACCCUUGCAGGGAGGGGUGUGGUUGGAGGGAGGCAGGGCUCACUGGCUAAUUCUCUCCUGACCUGAUUUCUAACCGCUGUGGAGCUGGGCUUUGUUGGUGAUGGUGAUGUUUUUGUUCAGUCGAAUGAACAGGCUGGCUGGAUGGGAGCUGCCUCCACUUUUUCUUCAUUUUAGGGGUGCAAGUGUCGUGUGGGGGCGAGGGGACCUUGGGGUAAACAGGUUGAAAAGUGAUAAUAUUGCAGGUAAAUUGUAUCGCGGAGAAUUACUCUUUGUGCUCAUUCGGAGCUUAAGAAAAUGUGAAAGUUUGCACUUGGUUUAUUUUUCCUGUAAGCUUAAAAAUCGUUUUGGUGGUGUGACUUCCUUGUUCCCUCAGCUGAAGACAAAGCCUAUUAUUUAAACUCGAUUUCCUGCAGAAUCCUUGGUCAUUUCCAUAUAUUGCUUUUUCUCUGUACUUUGAUUUGCUUCAAACUUAGGCAACAACAAUUGUACAUUAGAGUGAGUUCUAGGCGAUUCAGGUCUGGUUGGGGUAAAAGCUCUUUUCAAAGUUUAAACCGAUGUUUUUUCACUGCCGAGAAAAAUAAACAAAUGAAGUCUAUUUAAGCUGAAA
Molecule: messenger RNA, 3381 nt
Organism: Myotis brandtii (Brandt's bat)
Lineage: Eukaryota; Metazoa; Chordata; Mammalia; Chiroptera; Vespertilionidae
Gene: ERO1B
Product: endoplasmic reticulum oxidoreductase beta
Exons: 16
Coding region: 1-1416 (471 amino acids)
Biological process (GO): protein folding in endoplasmic reticulum
Cellular component (GO): endoplasmic reticulum; endoplasmic reticulum membrane
Molecular function (GO): FAD binding; protein-disulfide reductase activity; thiol oxidase activity
Source: RefSeq, a predicted model, not a curated record